AUGUUCGUCAAAUCCGAGACCUUGGAGUUGAAGGAGGAGGAGGACGUGCUGGUGCUGCUCGGCUCGGCUUCCCCAGCCUCAGCCUCCCUGACCCCGUUGUCAUCCAGCGCCGAGGAGGAGGAGGAGGAGCUGGGCGCGUCGGGAGGGGCGCGUCUGCAGCUUGGGGCCGAGGCCGGGCAGGGGGCGCGGGGCAACUCAGCGGCGGGUGCCGAGGGCUGCAGGCCCGCGCGGCUGCUGGGUUUGGUACACGAGUGCAAGCGGCGCCCCUCCCGAUCACGGGCAGUCUCCCGCGGCGCCAAAACUGCCGAGACUGUGCAGCGAAUCAAGAAGACCCGCAGACUGAAGGCCAACAACCGCGAGCGCAACCGCAUGCACAAUCUCAACGCGGCGUUGGAUGCGUUGCGCGAGGUGCUCCCCACGUUCCCCGAGGACGCCAAGCUCACCAAGAUCGAGACGCUACGCUUUGCUCACAACUAUAUCUGGGCGCUCACCGAGACCCUACGCCUGGCCGACCACUGCGGGGGCGGGGGCGGGGGCCUGCCGGGGGCGCUCUUCUCGGAGGCGGUGCUGCUGAGUCCCGGAGGCGCUAGCGCCGCUCUGAGCAGCAGCGGAGACAGCCCAUCGCCCUCUUCCACGUGGAGUUGCACCAACAGCCCCGCACCAUCCUCUUCUUCGUCCUCCAAUUCCACCUCUCCUUACAGCUGCACUUUAUCUCCCGCCAGCCCCACAGGGUCAGACAUGGACUAUUGGCAGCCCCCACCUCCCGACAAGCACCGCUAUGCACCUCACCUCCCCAUAGCCAGGGAUUGUAUCUAG
Molecule: messenger RNA, 816 nt
Organism: Marmota monax (woodchuck)
Lineage: Eukaryota; Metazoa; Chordata; Mammalia; Rodentia; Sciuridae
Gene: Neurog2
Product: neurogenin 2
Exons: 1
Coding region: 1-816 (271 amino acids)
Molecular function (GO): protein dimerization activity
Source: RefSeq, a predicted model, not a curated record